Messenger RNA from Gastrolobium bilobum, 1967 nucleotides. Its product is annotated as probable lipid phosphate phosphatase beta. Gene Ontology annotation, molecular function: sphingosine-1-phosphate phosphatase activity. The record is from RefSeq and is a predicted model, not a curated record. Bases 42 to 710 code for a protein of 222 amino acids. The transcript has 2 exons. NCBI's taxonomy places the organism in Eukaryota, Viridiplantae, Streptophyta, Magnoliopsida, Fabales, Fabaceae.
CCAAUGAGCCAACUAUCUCGAUAGCCUCAUCAGCAACUGCGAUGGGCCAUCAACAACCCAAAUCCACGACGGAAGCGCUGCCGUUACUCCGCCGCAUCGUAAGCUUCGACGCCACCGUCUCCCUCUACAUCCACACACUCACAAGACCCAUAGCCUAUAGACCCUUCCUACGCCUCCUAGAGCUCUUCGCCGACUUCCGUUUCUUCUUCCCCGUUUCCCUCUCCGUCUUCCUCGCCACCCCCUCAUCUUCUCCGCUCCGUUCCCAACUCCUCCUCCCUCUCAUCCUCGGCUCCCUCCUCGACCUCCUCUUCAUCGCUCUCCUCAAAUUCCUCGUUCGCAGAUCUCGCCCCUCAUACUCCAACCACGACGAGUACAACGCCGUCGUUCCGGUUGACAACUUCUCCUUCCCCAGCGGUCACUCCUCUAGGGUUGUCUUCAUCGCCUCCAUUUUUUACCUCUCUCAUCAUUGGAUCAUCGACGCCAUCGCCAAUCUGCACCAUCCACGUGUCGCCAUGCUGAUUCGUCGCUGGAUCGGGGGAGACGAGGUUAUGGCCGUUAAUCUGUUGGUCGCGGCCGUUUGGUCGUGGGCCCUAGCCACUGUGAUUUCUAGGGUUGUUCUCGGGAGGCAUUAUGUUCUCGAUGUCUUCUUCGGAGCUUGCUUCGGUGUCCUCGAAGCUAUGUUCACCUUGCGCUUUCUCAAAUUCCUUUGAUUUGAGGAACAUUCAGGGGCCGUCAAUGGGAAUGGCUUAGGAAAAGAAAAAGAAAAGUAAAACAAAUGGUGGGGAAAAAGACUAUAUUGAUAUUGUCCAUGUCAAGUGUAGUGUGACCUUUGCUCCAAUUAUGAGACUACAGAGAUGAGAGGUAGGGUGUCUUAGGAAAAGCGGGAGAGAGAGAAUCUGAGGGAUAAUAAAUGAAGCAUUAUGAUUUAUGAAGAUGCGUGCUAACGGAAGGGUUCAUCUGUCACAGAAGAGUGAAAAAAAAUGAAAUGCUAAAGAAGUUUUUAGCACAUUUAUUUUGGAUUUGUGAUUGGUAAUCUUCAUGCUCAUAGCCUUUCAAUUCGUAUGUGAUUUUGGGCUGAUGGUGAUGGUUCAGAAGGUUCCUGUUUAUUAAGCAUAAGGAGCUGAGGAUGAGGUUCUUGGAGAAGCUUGUUGACUAAACUCUUGAAGUACAUCUUUUAUUUUUCGUUAGCUUUAUUUUUUUGGAUUGGUUUAUUAGAAUAGUUGCACAUGAAAUAGGCUUAAAAUUGACAACAAUGAAGGCUACAACUUUCUCUUCUGCCAUCCCCUUUUCACCAUCAGAGUUUGUUUGUACUUGUAACCAUUUGCUCUCUCUUUCUCUCUCCUAUGGGGCUUAAAAUGUAAGCAAGUAAAAAGAUGAUUAAAUCUAAGUGGAAGCAAAUUUCUCAAUGUAACAUGUAUGGCUGAAUAUCCAUUAGAUGGAUAAUGGUGCAGAAUCUGAUGGCUGUGUGCUUUUUUCCUGCUAAUGCUUUAGGUUCUUAUGGAGCGCAUUGAGCUUAUGCUACUCGAAGGGAUGGAAUCUUUCUAAUUGAUUUCCAACGGAUAAUGAAGUCAUGAAUGUUUUAGUGCAUUGGCAUCUUGAUCAUCACAGAGAUAAUGUUGGAAACCUUUAUGACUAACAUCUUGCAAAUACUUGUGGUCUCAACUCUUCACUUGAUCAUGUGUUCAGAUUGGAUUUGGAGCUUCAUUGCUGUAAUUAAUUCUUGGGCGUUAACUAUCUGCCUCUCCCUACUCUCCCCUACGGGCAUAUGAUAAUAAGCGUAGACAUGUGAUAUAGCAUGCAUGGUACAGGAGAUCUGUAUAUCAUUUCUUUGCAGCUUUUUGUCUUAUGUUCCAUUCAAACUAUAAGGAUGUAUGAUAUGUAUUGAGUUCUUUGCGCGGUGUGCAAAUUUGCCACUGCUGUCAGAUGUUUCUAAUUUUUGCAGAUGUAGACAAUUUGUUGCAUAUCGU